AUGGAGGGGCCACAUGCAGCUCCCACCAUGCCUGUCCAUCUGAAAAAGCUCAGCGCCUCAAGCUAUGAGGGGGAUCGGGAGCACGAAGCAGGCCCUGCUCGCAAGAUCACAGUGAAGGUGCUCACGGAGGCGGCCAGGAAUGCAGACCGACUGCGUCAAGAGAUAGCAGCGAUAAAGCUGAGCGUCGCAGCCGGUGUCGGCGGCCCCUCCGGCCCCCAGCAGCUCAUGCGGUCGAGGAGCAUGGAGAAGUCCAAGAGCAUGGAAAAAUCGCCAUUACUAGUUACUCAAGCAGGGACCACGUCACUCGAUCCAGACGCAACGGACAAUGGCGAAGCUCGGAGGCGGUCAUCUCUGGAAAGAAGCACUGCGUUCAAGAUCGGGGGGGAAGAGAAAGGAACGGAUGGACUUGGGGAGGACCGAAGACGGUCCUCUUUGGAAAGAAGCUCUGCUUUUAAGAUGGGGGGAGGAGUCCAACCAACGGACGAGAUCGGCGAGGCCCGAAGACGGUCUUCCCUGGAGAGAAGCGACGCGUUCAAAAUUGGGGGAGAAAGGAAACGGACCGAUUCUGCUGUCAGCCAACAGAGGAAGCAAGUCACAAGCGGGGAGACUCGUGCCAAGACACCGCUGAAAACGCAGCCGAUUGUCGACGGAACGGUACCAGCAAACGUGGGAAAGAAAGCCGCGGCGGCUGGCAAGCGGUCUGGAGCAAAGGUGGGGCCCCUCCCGGUGGAUUCCCCCGAUUGGUUGGACAAGGAAAUGAUUACAGGGCCUCACGCCAAAGCGAAGCCUGUUAGCGAUCCGUCCAAGUCGGGGGGGUCCUCAGAGCACGGAGACGUGCCCCCCGGGACGGUGCAACCGGCCAAGCCGCUCGACUUUUCUCUCACGGCGAUGAGGAAGCACCUGAACAGCACGCAGGCGCACGGGCCCGGGGACAUGUCCCGGUCGACGGAAGAGAUGAAGAAGCAGAUGUUGGAGAAACUGCGCGCCGUGAACAGCAGUUUCAAGGAGAACCAGGGGGCGAAGAAAUCGAAGUUUGCGGCCAAGGCGCGCCCGGUGGAAGCCAACCGGGCGGCUGCUGGGGGAGCGGACACUGCGGCGGAGGUCGGGGAAGAGACCCGGGGGACGGAUAUUGUUGAGGGAAAGACGACGCAGUCUGGAUUGGAAGGUGCGACCAGAUUGCCCCGGACUGUGACGAUGGGGAAAGGCACGGCCGUUGCGCAAAGAACGGCGUCGCCUCUGAAGCGGACAGUAAGUAGAGCGGCAAAAGAGGUCUCGGAGGGAGGAGGCGGGCAGCCGACGGGAGCGGAGUCCGCGCCAGAAACUCCGUUGGAGAAAGCGGAACGGUUGCGGAACGAGGCGGCAGAGGUGAUAAGCAGGCGGGUAUCGGAGCAUAAGGUGGCGGUGGCGGACGGGCAUACGGCGCCUGCAGAGGGGCAUAAGGCGCCGGCGGAGGGGCAUAAGGGGCCGGCGGCGGAGCAUAAGGCGCCGGCGAGCGGGCAGGACGGCAGCGCUUCUACACGAGAGUUGUCGCCCAAACGGGGCCAGAGGUCGCCAAAACGGACGUCCGCAACGACAAAAACGUCCGCCGAAGCGCCAAACCGGACGGCUGUCGUGCAAGCGAGUACAGAGGGGCCAGAUCGGACGGGGGAUAAGCAAGCCUUCGCGGAGGCGCGUACGAAAGAGGUUCCGUCUGGGUUGCCGGCUCAGCGUUCGUCGCAGGCCGAGGGGGAACCAGGAUCAUUACCGAACGUUGUGACGGUCAGCGCGGAAAGACGUGAAAGCGUUACGGCGCGGCGGAGCAGCGACGGAAAAGGACCAGGCAGCAGGAGGCAGAGCGUGUCGAGCAGCGACAAGAAGCCGGAAUUCAUCGACCGGGCGAAGAAGACGGCGGUAAAGGAGGCGUUGGAGAAGAAGGCGGAGAAUCUGCGCAAAUUUCGGGAACAGAAAGAGGCACAGGCGGCGAUGCUCCAGAAACAGAAGGAAGACCACGAGCGUAAGCACCUCGAAAAGCUGGGCCAGCUUCCGCCCGCAGCCGUUCCGCCAACGGAGUCCGCUCACGUUCCCGAGCAGAACCCAGCGAACCCAGCGAAGACGUCUCAACCAACCCCAAACAAAGAACCCACGCAGCGCCAGCUGUCGCCGUUGAAAGCACGGGCAGCACCGAAUCCAACGUCAAAGAAACGCGCAACGAGUGUCGCAGCCGUGUCUGAAUCCGCCGGAGCGGAAUCCGCAGCGGAAUCCUCAGCGAUAUCAAGGGCCGCAGAAGGGCCACCGGCAAGCGUAUCUGACGCUCCGCUGAAGUCAACGGCGCUCCGCACGACGUUCUCGCUGAAGAAGGGGGCCGUGGCAAAGACUGGGGGGGCGCAUGAGGGAGCCACGCGUCAGGAUCCAGAAGGUGUCACGUCAGCGAGGGAUCCGUCCAAAGCGGUCAAACCUACCCUUACACUGGGGCCGGGUUGGGAGACGGCGCAGAAGCACGCGGGGAAAGUGGAGGAACCCCCGGAGGAGAAAGCGGCGAUCGGGGCGCCAGAUUUGGAAGGUGCCACGUCAGCAGGGGAUCUAUUCAAAAAUUCAAAAUCCGCCCUCAAAUUGGGGCCGGGCUGGGAGACGGCGCAGAAGCGGGCGGGGAAAAUAGAGGAGCCCCCGGAGGAGAAAGCGGCGGUCGGGGCGCCGAUUUUGGAGCUCUCGGAAGCGGUCGGGGCGUCGAGUCCCGGGCACUCUGAUGCGGCCGGGAGGCUCUUCGUGCAAGCAAGCCCGAAGGAUCCGCCCGGGAAGGCGGAAUCCGGCCCGGAACCGGAACGAGAGGACUCUCAGUCAAGUACUGCUGCGGCCGAGAAGGAGUUCCCGACAAAGAGAGACGGAGCACCGAGAGAAAAUGGUGAUGGCGAGGUUAAGGACCCGGUUAUCAAGCAACUCCACGAUAACCCCGCCUUCUCGCCCGCCAACAGCCCCAUGGCGAAAGCAAGCAAAGCGGCGCCCUCCCUUAAACCAGAUGUCAGUCCGGAACCCGCACCGGUUAACGCAAACCCGAUCCCGGAGAGUUCAGAGAUGGACCCCGGUUGGCCCCUCCGACCACACUGGACCCCCGCUUCAGCACCCGGUACUAACCCUCCAGGGUUGACUGAGUUAACCGGAAAACUGAGGCACGCUUCAACCGAGGAGAUCUUUGUUUCGGCCGGGCAUGCCGUCGCUGCUGCGGAAAAGAAGCUGAACGAGAGCCCGGUUGUCGGAUCCCCAACCGCUCCUUCAGACGAGAAGGAGCCGGUAGUUGUUGAGCCGGUUGCAGUACCCACCGGCCCGGCUCGCGUUCCGUCGGUCAACGUCCACAAAGGGAAAGCAAAGACUUCGUCGAAGUCUUCGGACGGCGACCCACCAGCUGCGGACGCGCACAUGACCGUCGCCAAGGCUGAACGCGUUGACUCCAGACCGGCAGGUACAAGGGACGGGCCGGAACGUUCCGCCGGAACAGAUGGAAAGAAACCGGCGGCCGGGAAACAGAUCUCCUUCUCAAAGUCCGUGAGCAGGGGCCUCUCCACCAAAACCCCCCCUAUUUCCCAGGCGCCCGUUGCCCCCCAGGAAGGAGAAACGGCGAAACCCUUAAAACCUGAAAUGGUGCCCAGUGCCGCGGCCGCCAGGACCGAGCCGACAAUCGAGAAAACCGCUUCCGGUCUGAAGCCGCUCAAGAUCCCCAACAACCGGAAGAGCGUGACCGGAACGCUUCCCGGCAGCCCAGGCGCCCCGGCGCCGAGCGCCCCUGUUCUGGUGGUCCCGGUCGACGGAACCGAGCGGCGGAAGAGCGGCGAGAAGCGGACGGAAGAGCCGGAAACGAAGAAUCUGGCGGAAAGCCAGCGGAAGAUGCAAGAGGAGCUGGACCUGAUCGCGGCGGGGCUGGCUUACGUCAAAGUGAACAGAUACGGCAGCUCGGCGCCCCCGGAAGCCCCCGCGACCUCGGUACCGGCUCCUGAGCCCAAGAAGAGCCCGGCGAAGGGCGUGGACCAUCGGACGGCGCCCGUUGUGGAGCAGGCCCAGAUCGACGGCCAGACGGUCGCCGUUCGCCGCCGCUCGAGCGCCGCGGAGCUGGAGCGCGAGCGCGCGCUGCGCGAGCGGCUGGAGGCGCUCAGCCAAGGGACACCGCUGAGGAAGCUGAAUCGGCGGAGCAAGGGGGACAAAGUCCGGACAUAUUGGGUGGAGAAGGACGGUCCGAACAAGGUUCUCCUUUGCUGGAAGUCGGGCGUUCUUGUGAAGACGGUCAAGUCCGUGGAGCUCGCGGCCGCGCCCACGGUCGUAACGCCCGCGAGCGGCGGGCCGGUGCUGAUAAGCCUCCAAACCUCGAGCGGCCGCGAUCUGACUUUGGAGGCGCCUAUCGACAGGGACCAGUUCAAGCUUUGGACAGAGGGGCUCGGAGGCAUAGUGGAAGACUCGUCCACUAAAAGUUAG
Messenger RNA from Klebsormidium nitens, 4437 nucleotides. The record is from the annotation of a GenBank genome assembly. Lineage: Eukaryota; Viridiplantae; Streptophyta; Klebsormidiophyceae; Klebsormidiales; Klebsormidiaceae.